AUGGCCAAGUACGGCACUCUGGACGUGGCCUUCGAGUACGACUCCGGGGAGCAGUGGCUCGCCGUCACCGUCACCGCGGCAACCGACAUCCCCGCCCUCAAGCAGACGGGCAACAUCUCCUGGCAGGUCCACAUGGUCCUGCUGCCCACUAAGAAGCAGCGAGCUAAGACCGGGGUGCAGAAGGGUCCGUGCCCGGUCUUCACGGAGACCUUUAAGUUCCUGCGUGUGGAGCAGGACUCGCUCGGGGACUACGCCGUGAGGUUCAGACUCUACAGCAUCAGGAGGAUGAAGAAGGAGAAGGUCCUGGGGGAGAAGGUGUUCCAGCUCACCAAACUCAACCUGCACGGCAAGAUGGCUCUGCCGGUCACGCUGGAGCCGGGGUCCGAGGCCACGGGCUGUGGCUCCGUGGUCAGCGUGUCCCGCAGUGGGGGGGCCCUGUCGUACCGCUCCACAGAGGACAGUCUCCCAGAGCUGCUGCUGGGCCUGGUCUACAACUCCACCACCGGACGCCUCUCUGCGGAGGUGAUCCAGGGCAGCCACUUCAAGACCUCCGCCACAGAGAAACCGAUCGGUGAGAGAGGGGGGGAGAGAGGAGAGAGGGAGGGGGGGAGGGGUGAGAGUGGGAGAGAGAGAGAGGAGGGGGGGGGGAGAGCAAGGGGGGGAGAAGGGAGAGAGGUGAUCCAGAGUGAUCCAGGGCAGCCACUUCCACCCAUCGGUGAGAAUGGGAGAGGAGAGAGGGGAGAGUGGGAGGGGGGGGAGAGAGGGGGAGAGCGGCGAGGGGGGAGAGCAGAGAGGGGGGGGCUCAGUGUGCUACCCCUGAGUCCAGACCCCAGACCCCUGAGUCCAGACCCCGGACCCCUGAGUCCAGACCCCGGACCCCUGAGUCCAGACCCCAGACCCUUGAGUCCAGACCCCGGACCCCUGAGUCCAGACCCCAGACCCCUGAGUCCAGACCCCGGACCCCUGAGUCCAGACCCCGGACCCCUGAGUCCAGACCCCAGACCCCUGAGUCCAGACCCCGGACCCCUGAGUCCAGACCCCGGACCCCUGAGUCCAGACCCCGGACCCCUGAGUCCAGACCCCAGACCCUUGAGUCCAGACCCCGGACCCCUGAGUCCAGACCCCAGACCCCUGAGUCCAGACCCCGGACCCCUGAGUCCAGACCCCAGACCCUUGAAUGGUCUGUUUUGUUGUGUCAAACAUGUUGUGGGUGGACAGCUGUAUAUCAUGAGAGACACCUACGUGAAGCUGGUGAUGCUGGACUCGAAGGGGAAGCAGAUGUCCAAGUGCCGGACGGGGGUGUGCCGCGGCCAGCCCAGCCCCACGUACCGCGAGAGCUUCGUGUUCCAGGUGUCUCUGUUCCAGCUGUCCGAGGUCUCCCUGGUCCUCAGCGUGUUCUGGCGCCGGUCCUCCCUGAGGCCCCGCGAGCGCCUGGGGGGGGUCUGCCUGGGCCUCAACAGCACCAGCGAGGAGCAGAGCAGCCACUGGAACCAGAUGAGGGAGGCAGAGGGCCAGCAGGACCAGGAGGAGGAGGAGGACCAGGAGGAGGACCAGGAGGAGGACCUGGAGGAGGAGGAAGAGGAUCAGAACCAGUGGAUGGACCAGGACCAGGAGAAAGAGGAGGACCUGGAGGAAGAGAACCAGGACCAGGAGGAGGACUAG
This is a messenger RNA of Knipowitschia caucasica, 1662 nucleotides long. NCBI's taxonomy places the organism in Eukaryota, Metazoa, Chordata, Actinopteri, Gobiiformes, Gobiidae. The record is from the annotation of a GenBank genome assembly.